Messenger RNA from Phytomonas sp. EM1, 573 nucleotides. The record is from the annotation of a GenBank genome assembly. NCBI's taxonomy places the organism in Eukaryota, Euglenozoa, Kinetoplastea, Trypanosomatida, Trypanosomatidae.
AUGCAGCUUCUUACCGUCGCGCACCGCCCGAUGCCGUGGCGGCGGAUCAUCAAGACACAUUUCCCCUCCCUCUCCGUGAAGGAGCUAGUCGUGGCGUUUGUGGAGAAGGUUGAGGGGGAGGAUCUUGAAGGGGAGGAGGCCGCGGCGCUCGGUUCGCCCUCUUUCACCGCGCCGCUUGUUCUUGGGGAGUGGGAGGCGAGUAGGAGCGUCGGCCAUGAUGGGGAGGAAGGCCUUGAUUCGAAAAACCGUAGAAAGAAGGGGAUAGACGGCCUCUCCUCGCCAUCUUCAGCCGCGUCUUCGGAUCAUGAGAGUGAACCCAGUGAGGGGGGGGAGGGCACGAAGACGGCUGAGGACAUUCUGGAGAACAGCCUUUCAAGGGCCGCUCGACCGUUUUUCACACGAGAAAAUACAAUUUCUGACGACCCGUUACUGUCCAUUCCACGAACCGGAGAUGAGACAUAUCACCAUGGUCGAAGAAGGAAACACUGGCUUGAGCGUCUUCUUCCCAAAGGAUAUCUUAAAGGUCCAGGAUCAUUUUUAUCCGAUAUUCACGAUUACCCGGCGGAUGAUUAG